AUGUUUGGCACCCAAAACAAGGCCGGCGGGCUCUUUGGCCAGCUGAGCCUGACGCCAGCUGCUAGCGGCACCUCCAAUGCCUCCACGGGGUUCUCGUUGGGCGGCAACACCCAGAAACCCGCCACGCUGGGGACGACGCUGUUGUUUGGAUCGCAGCCCUCAGCCACCAAUAACCAGGCCAACCAGGCGACCAACGUCACCAAUACCUUGGCCACGGCGUCCACGACGGCUCCGGCGCCGCUGGUGACGAAAUUGCUGGUGCUGAGCGCCGAAAAGGAGCCGCUGAGCAAGUUGCUCAAAGACUUGAUCCAGCAGGCUUCUAAUUUACCCAAGCCGCAAAAUGCCGAUUUGGGGCUGAUUAAUUUGACUCUCGGUGAAUUGCAAAAACAGCUGCAACCGCAAAAGACCCAUGACAACUUCACUAAGGCCCACUACUUGUUGGCGCGGCUGGGGAUCAACGCCGAGACUAUUGAGAACGAGUUAGCGGCGAUCGACGAAAUUCAAAAGCAAGGCCAUCAGCCUAAGUUUGGGACUCGCGCUGCUCCCGUUACUGGGGGUACGCUUCUGGGGCCGACGGCGUGGAAGAAGGAUGAGAACAUCCUCGCCACUAUCGAACAACUGUUGACGACAGCCCUGCGUGACUUUGACGCUUUCAUUAGUGCCAAUAUUCUGAUUGACUGGAAGACCCGUCGCAAGCAAUUGCGCCAGCUGAUUGGCCUUGAAGCGCCGUCAGCCACUGACUCUACCAAUACUAACGAGCCGGUAUUGCUGUGGAACCACCGCAUCCCUGGUAAUUACCCGAUGUUAGCCCCGCUCCACACUUCCGAGCUGCCGCUGCUUCAGGCGAUGCUGAGAGCGAAAUUCGAAAAGCACGCUGCCAUAGUCUACGAGCUUAACGAGGCCCGGUUACUGGACCGGGCGUACCCGUUCGCUGCGCGAUUGGGUAACCUCAAUAAAGUGGAAAACGACUUGAAGGCGAAGCAAAUGACCGACGCCUGGAACAUCCUCAGCUCAUUUGUCAACGAACACGACGCUAAGCGGUCUCAAGGGGGUGUAUUCUUUGACGGCUACCAGGGGCUGGCCACUCACGCCCCUCAACCGAAAUUCGUCAAUCAGGUGAUUGCCAACUCCAGCAAGUGUCUUGAGACUGAGUUCUGGCACUACGUUGAGGAAGUAUACGUUAAGGAGACUGAUAAGCCUAAGGAAUACAGCGGCGGCACCGAGCGCGAUAAAGUGCGCUACUUGAUCAACAAAGUGCUCCCCGUCACCGAGCCCGAUGCCCUUGACAAGACCCUUAUCGUCAACGGUGUCCCCGUGUGGGCCCUCAUCUUCUACAUGAUGCGUGCUGGUCUUUACCAGGAGACGUUGCAAUUAGUUACUGAGCACCAAGGCAAAUUCAAUAAGUUUGACAGAAACUUCCCCAUCUACUUCCGCAAGUUUGUCGAAAGCGAUACCCACUCGCUCCCCACUGAGAUCUACAAGAAAGUGCACCAAGAGUUCGCCCAGCAAUUCCAGUUUGUUCUCAACGACAUCGAGGCCGGCAACAACACCCCUGGCUUUGACCCGUUCAAGUACGCCGUAUACAAGAUCGUGGGUAAGUGUGACUUAGGUAACCGCGCUCUCCCCCACGCUCUCAAUUUGCUGAUUGAGGACUGGUUGUGGUUCCACCUCAACCUCGUCAACGAGGGCGCCCCCACCGACCUGGCCCUCGUGUUUGACAACUACACCUUGGCUAACUUGCAGCAGACGAUCGUCGGCUUUGGCCCCUCGAAAUUCCUCACCCUGCUGAACUACCCGUUAUACCUCAAAGCGCUUAUGCUCGCCGGUCUCUACGAGUUGGCAGUGCAAUACACUUACGAACACGUCAACGAGUGUGAUGCCGUGCACUUAGCCAUUGGUCUCAACUACUACGGGGUGUUGCGGGUCUCGGGUGUCACUGUGGGUGCCUCCGACCAGCUUGUUGGCCACCACGGCCACUACACCACCAUCAACUUCUCGAGACUUAUGGGAUCGUUUGUGCGUACGUUCAAAAUCAGCGACCCCAAGGUGGCGAGUCAGUACCUCAUCUUAGCGGCGAUGAGCUGCGGCGGCAACAACCGCGACGAAACCAGCAAGUGCCACGAAGCCCUUCGCGAGCUUAUUUUGGUACUGAGAGAGUUCGGCAUGCUUUUGGGUCAACUUAACGAGUCCACGGGAGCUAAGACCCCGGGGCUUUUGGAAAUCCAGAGAUCGCUCAUCAACCUUGACGACCUGAAGGAAUUCAACCACGUGAUCACCGGUGUCGCUGCCAACCAGUGUAUGGAACAAGGCCGCACUUUCGACGCCCUUUACUUGUACCAAUUGGCUGAAGAAUACGACACCGUGGUGGUGAUUGUCAACAAGCUUGUCGCCGAGAUCUUGGCGCUGACCGACUUGGACAAGCCCGUGGUGAAGUACGGCAACUACGCUCUGGGCCUGAACACGGAUAACGCCCACGACACCCCUAACAACAACAUCAUCCUCUUCGCUCAGCAGGCACGCACGGUGUACCGUGCCAACCCCCCGAUCUUGGCGAAGAUCACCCAGGAACACCGCAACACCAACGACACCCUUUCCGAGAUCAUCCACAUCCGCGACUUGUUUGUCGCCAAGGACUGGCGGGCGGUGUUGCACGAGAUCGAGCAGCUCCAGAUCAUCCCCAUUGGCCCCCGCGACGACUUGGCCAAGAUCAGACAGCAGCUGGCCCUCGUCCAAUCCGACGCCAUGGACGACCAGUUGAAGCGGGUGAUCCCGCUGUUGUUGGUGAUGACGAUGACGCUGAUUCUGCAGUUGAACUACAACGCGUUGACGAAGUGGAACCCCGACACCGACGUGACCGCCCGUUUGCGGGUGAUGGCGAAGAACUGUAUGAUCUACGCCGGGAUGGUCCAGUACCGCAUGCCAAGAGAAACCUACAGCCAGUUGGUCAACUUGGAGGCGCUGUUGUAG
Messenger RNA from Diutina rugosa, 2967 nucleotides. RefSeq names its product linker nucleoporin. The transcript has a single exon. The record is from RefSeq and is a predicted model, not a curated record. Gene Ontology annotation, cellular component: nuclear pore. Gene Ontology annotation, molecular function: structural constituent of nuclear pore. Lineage: Eukaryota; Fungi; Ascomycota; Pichiomycetes; Serinales; Debaryomycetaceae. Gene Ontology annotation, biological process: poly(A)+ mRNA export from nucleus; protein import into nucleus. The coding region runs from base 1 to 2967 and encodes 988 amino acids.